Elgaria multicarinata webbii is the source of this 4422-nucleotide messenger RNA. It is a transcript of the gene ZBTB20, whose product is annotated as zinc finger and BTB domain containing 20. The transcript is spliced from 11 exons. Gene Ontology annotation, molecular function: protein binding; RNA polymerase II cis-regulatory region sequence-specific DNA binding; DNA-binding transcription factor activity, RNA polymerase II-specific. The record is from RefSeq and is a predicted model, not a curated record. The coding region runs from base 914 to 3169 and encodes 751 amino acids. Lineage: Eukaryota; Metazoa; Chordata; Lepidosauria; Squamata; Anguidae. Gene Ontology annotation, biological process: regulation of transcription by RNA polymerase II.
AUAGGGAAAGGAGGGUUGUCUGCUGUCUGGUAGGAGGGCUUUGUCUGUGUGCCUUUCUCUCUCUCUCUCUCUCUCUCUCUCUUUCGCUCUCUCUCUGUCUGUCUCUCACACUCUCGCUUUCUCUCUCUCUCUCUCUCGCUCUCUCUCCCGUUCCCGUCUCUGUGGUUUGUAAGGUAGGUUGCAGUGUGUGUAUAUACACAACAUCAAGAGCAGGAAAAUGGACUCAUUAGGAAGCCAGGCAGUCAUUACCAUUCACACUGCACUUCCAGGGAGACAGCGACUAUGAGGACACAAACUGAGGACUGGGGAACAAGCAGCACAGAAGAGAAGUGGUAGGAACUGCUUUUAACCCUUUUGGAAUCCGAAGAAGAAAGGGAACUAGAGAGCUUAACACCUCUGCUGCUUCCUGCUUCUGCUGUGACAACAAUUCCUCCUUGUAUUUACAAGUAGAGCUCAACCCUGUAUCCCAUCCCAUCCUGUUGAUUCCCAUUUGGCUACAUGAGUGCCUGAAGUUACAUUUUAGAUGCUGAAAUCACUGCACCUUAAAAACAAAAAAGAUUGAGCUGCACUGCAUUCCUCAUCGGCUGGAAUAUUUCCUUCCAUCUUGCAAGAGACUGGGCAAAUCGGCUGGAAUGAAACCUUCAUUUCUGUAUAUCUGGCUUGAAAUGCAGCAUAUAAAAGAAAACAGCAAACAUUUCUGAGUUACAGAGCACCAAACAGCCACAGAAUCAUUUGCUGCAAGACAAACAAGUAUUUUCACAUAACUUUGUUGAAGUUCCAUGUUGACCAAGUCUGCAUAAGAGCCAGAAAGCAGAUUUACAAAUUCUGCAUUCUGAACACUUGCUCCAAACCCAACGACAGACUGCUUCUUCAAGUUACAGGCACAGCUUUUCUCCAUUCUCUGCCCCAAUGAAUGUCUGCACUAGGUCUAAAGCUUGGAGUGAUUUACCUGAAGAGUGAUACCAUUCAGAAACCACUGAAGAAACCCAAGACAGCUAAAAAACAGAAGGACUCUGAGGAGAAUGAGAUUACGCAGACGGGUGCAUACAGCGCCAAGUCGGGCCUUCCCUGCCUGAACUUUGAAACUGUCCCAUCUCUGAGCCCAGCUUUCAUCCAUUCAUCACAUUCACCAAUAAACCUGCACGCACACACAGGGUCACCUGAUUGUAACAUUAGUUGCAAGGGGAUGACAGAGCGCAUUCACAGCAUCAAUCUCCACAACUUCAGCAAUUCGGUGCUCGAGACCCUCAACGAGCAACGCAACCGUGGCCACUUCUGUGAUGUGACGGUCCGCAUCCACGGGAGCAUGCUGCGCGCCCACCGUUGUGUGUUGGCGGCUGGCAGCCCCUUCUUCCAGGACAAGCUCUUACUGGGCUACAGCGACAUUGAAAUUCCCUCCGUGGUGUCAGUCCAGUCAGUACAAAAGCUCAUUGACUUCAUGUAUAGUGGGGUGCUGAGGGUCUCACAGUCAGAGGCCUUACAGAUCCUCACAGCAGCCAGCAUCCUGCAGAUCAAGACUGUGAUUGAUGAAUGCACACGGAUUGUCUCACAGAAUGUGGGCGACAUCUAUCCAGUGACCCAGGAUUCUGCCCAGGAGACACCUCGAGGAACUCCUGAAUCAGCCACUUCGGGGCAGAGCAGUGACACUGAGUCUGGCUAUCUGCAAAGCCACUCACAGCACAGUGUAGACAGGAUCUACUCAGCUUUGUAUGCCUGUUCUAUGCAGAAUGGUAGUGGAGAGCGCUCAUUCUACAGUGGAGCAGUGGUCAGCCACCAUGAGACGGCACUAGGACUUUCCAGAGACCAUCAUAUGGAAGACCCAAGCUGGAUUACACGGAUCCAUGAACGCUCUCAGCAGAUGGAGCGGUAUCUCUCCACCACUCCAGAAACAACACAUUGCCGGAAGCAACCGCGGCCAGUUCGGAUUCAGACCCUAGUGGGCAAUAUUCACAUCAAGCAAGAGAUGGAGGAUGACUAUGACUACUAUGGACAGCAGAGGGUACAGAUCCUAGAGCGCAAUGAGUCUGAGGAAUGCACUGAGGAUACUGAUCAAGCAGAAGGCACUGAGAGCGAGCCCAAGGGGGAGAGCUUUGACUCUGGAGUCAGUUCCUCUAUCGGCACUGAACCUGAUUCUGUUGAACAGCAAUUUCUAAGCCGAGAAGGUCAACAAGAGCCUCCCCAAGCAGAACAAAAUGAUGCUUCUGCUGAAGGCACUCAGCAGCAGCACAUAGAUGCCAACUCUUCCUCACCAGAGAGAGGCAAUGACACUGAAAGGGACAGCACACUGCUCACUGUUAGUAACAGUACUGAAAAGGGGACUUUGCAGCCUUCUAUCACUACAACUGUUGCCCAAGCAUUGCCAAGUACCCAGCUCUACUUACGCCAGACAGAAACCCUCACCAGCAAUCUGAGGAUGCCGCUGACACUGACCAGCAACACACAAGUCAUUGGCACAGCUGGCAAUACUUACUUGCCUGCACUCUUUACUACACAGUCUGCUGGCAGUGGCCCUAAGCCUUUCCUCUUCAGUCUGCCCCAGCCCUUAGGCCAACAAACACAGUUUGUGACAGUGUCCCAGCCUGGCCUGUCAACUUUUACUGCCCAACUGCCAGCCCCACAGCCCCUGGCUCCUUCUGCAGGCCACAGCACAGCAGGUGGGCAGGGUGAAAAAAAGCCUUAUGAGUGUACCCUCUGCAACAAGACUUUCACCGCCAAACAGAAUUAUGUCAAGCACAUGUUUGUACAUACAGGUGAGAAACCCCAUCAAUGCAGCAUUUGUUGGCGAUCAUUCUCCUUAAAGGAUUACCUAAUCAAACACAUGGUGACUCACACUGGUGUCAGAGCCUACCAAUGCAGCAUCUGUAACAAGCGUUUUACCCAGAAGAGCUCCCUAAACGUGCACAUGCGGCUCCACCGUGGGGAGAAAUCCUAUGAAUGCUACAUCUGCAAGAAAAAAUUCUCACACAAGACCCUGCUCGAAAGACACGUGGCUCUGCAUAGUGCCACAAACGGAACAGCUAGCACAACAGGCAGUGGAGCAAGGGCUCUUCCUGCUGGAGUGAUGGCCUGCACAGAGGGAACCACGUACGUCUGCUCUGUCUGUCCAGCUAAGUUUGACCAAAUUGAGCAUUUCAAUGACCACAUGAGGAUGCAUGUUUCAGAUGGAUAAGUAAGAUCUAUUCUGUUACGAACAACAACAAAGCCCAACCAGAGAAACAACAACAAAAAGCUAUGGCACUAGAAUUUAAUGUUUUUGGGGUUUUUUGUUUUCGUUUUUCAUUUUUGUUUUUUGUUUUGUUUAUUUUCACUUCAUUUUUGUACUACAUGAAGAACUGUUUUUUGCCUGCUGGUACAUUACAUUUCUGGAAGCUGGGUGAAUAGUUAUUAUCCCAGCCUUCCUUUGAUGGUGGCCUUAAGGCCAGAUAGUGCUUCAGGGGAUCUACUGGUUGGAUCUCUAGCUACUGGCCUCUAAAUACAACCCUUCUUUACUACAAAAAAAAAACUUUAAAAAAAUCUUUUUUGUCACUUGUGAAGAGCACUACAAGAAACAACAACAACAACAAGAGAAAAUGUUAUGAAAUCUACAAGGCCUACUGUCGUAAGUACACCACUUGCAGUGUUUCAAUGGACAGAUUCACAAUUCUGACCGCUUUGGACUUCACAGUAUCCAGUUAAAACUGUGGAAUAGAACCAUAUGGUUGAGCAGCAACCACAGAAAAUGGGCCCUAUUGGUUUCCACCAUUAGUCUUGCUAUUAUAAAAAGGGCUGUGGAGAAAGGCAAAGGGAGUUUGGGUUGGAUGGUGUGGAGUCCCUGCAGGAUGGGGAAGGAGAAAAAUAGGUUCCUCUUGUGGGUUCUGUUCCAUUCCACACAUUCUGAUUCAUAAUCUCCAACUUCUUUCUUCCCCACUAACACCAACACCGUCUUUCACCAGAAGCUAGAAACAAUAAAGUGAGAAUAAGGUUAGCAAAGGUGGCUUUUUUUGUAAUUUAUUCAGUGUCUUUGCUGAGCCUAGGGCCUCAGCACAAUCAAUGGGACUUUUGCAAAUAUCAAAGAGAAAUAGCAAAAGGAAAAAUAAUUCAAGAGGUUUUUUUUCACCUAGUGUUCUAGGUACAAGAAAAGGAAUCACUUCCACAAUCUUUGUGGGUAAAAGUCAAAAAAGGCUGCAUCAAGAUUUAUUCUUGUGGAGGGAAAAGUAAAGUAGAAGGUGGGUGGGGAGUAACUAAAAAGAGUUCUCAAGAUUUUUUUUUAAUCCAAAAUUUUAUAGAGGGACAGGAGUUGUGUUUACCAGAUAAGAGUGCUGAUUUUUUAAAAAAAUAUAUUUACCACAGUAUUUGUGUAAAAAAAACAAAAAACAAAAGUGUAACCUUGUUAAAGUAAUUUUUGUUUUUUCUUUUGUUUUGCAUACACUGCCACUAAUACCU